This is a messenger RNA of Protopterus annectens (West African lungfish), 3839 nucleotides long. It is a transcript of the gene SUSD5, whose product is annotated as sushi domain containing 5. Gene Ontology annotation, molecular function: hyaluronic acid binding. The transcript has 7 exons. The coding region runs from base 1 to 2013 and encodes 670 amino acids. Gene Ontology annotation, biological process: cell adhesion; Notch signaling pathway. Lineage: Eukaryota; Metazoa; Chordata; Ceratodontiformes; Protopteridae. The record is from RefSeq and is a predicted model, not a curated record.
AUGGUGAAAGAAGGCAAGAAGCAAAUAAGAGAGGGAGAAGGAGGAAAAGAGGUUGCUAAAAACAAGUUUGUUGUACAGCUUAGCAGUAAGGAGGAAAAACACUUGAAAGAUAUAAGAAAAUCAAAAAAGAGGUGCUAUAAAGACUUGGAAGGAGGUCACUUAUCAAUACAGAAUUUACAGAAUUUGCUGGAGCAAAGUGAAUCAGAAAAUGAAGCAGAAGCAAAGUGGAGUGAACUAGCUGGUCACAUUAUAGAACCAGAAAAAGUAACAGUUUCAACAGGAAAAACAUUGGAUUUUGAAAAUAAAGGAAUAGAAACUACUGGAAAGAUAUUCAUAAUCCAAUCUAAGAAUGGCUCACAGGGACUUGACCUUAUAACAGCAAGGAGUAUGUGUGCAGCUCGUGGAGCUCGCCUAGCAACAGCUGAAGAGCUGCGGCAUGCUGUAGAUGAGUGUUCUUUCUCUACGUGUUCUCGAGGAUGGCUGGCAGACAGCAGUAUUGGAACAAUUGUGUGUGGAAUGUUGGGCAGCGGACUAUGGGCUGUAAAAAAAAUUGAUGUGCAAAUUGAAGAUGAACCGUCAAGUGACAAGCGGUAUGAUGCCUUCUGUGUUAAAGACACAGACAAGCCAUGUGGCGACCCCCCAUCCUUCCCAAACACGGUCCUGCAGGAUCACAGAGCAUAUGAAAUGGGGGAUGAGAUGACAUAUGUCUGUGUUAGAGGUUAUGUCAUGGCCAAUGGAUAUACCUCUUUCAGCUUGCUAUGUGACAGCUGUGGUGAAUGGUAUGGUCUUGUUCAGGCUUGUAGCAAAGAUGGAUCUGAAGUACAAGUUGACUAUGAGGACAAAUUCACAGAUGAAUCAACCAUAUCAUUUCCAGGAUCGGAAGAGGAUGCUGAACUUGCUAAUUCCAAUAGUAAAGAACAGGAAAAGGCUGAAGCAAAGGUAGAUAAAACUGACACUGAUACAAGUGAGACUGAUAAACAGAGUCCACAAGUAAGAACAGAAUCUCCCCUCUCCUUGCUCCUUAAGAAACAUUUGUUUUGGUUUCCUUCAGAGGCCUUCCAGGAAAAGGAUCAGACACCUGAUGGUGACAAUCAUAUUGGAGUAAAACAUGAUUACUCUGAUUUAGGUACCAAAACAGUUGAUGACACUAAAGAUUUUCCUAUUGAGCCUUUUCAUUUUUAUAAUGACACCACAUUUAAAAAGGAAACCUCAGUCAGUACUGAUGAGUCUUGGUUAGAUGGUUACCCUGUACCACAAGAUUUGGAAGAAAAUGAGAAAACAGAUGGAUCAAUGGAAACAGAAGAGGAUGCCUCCUUCACAACUGAUCAGGCCAACCAAGUUGAUGCUGGAAGGGGAGAUGAGACAAGUCCACACCCUUCAGUAGAGUUCACCCAGAUUGAUGCUGUUCCAACAAGAUUUAGUGAGUAUGGAAGCCGAGAGAUUCCUAUGGAAUCCACUCCAACUACAGCACCAGAAAAUGUGAGUGUUAGCCAAGCAGUUGAGGAUAUAUUCCAGUACCUAAUAACAACACCAUUAGUGGGAGUGAUUGAAGGCUCUACAAAACCACAUCAUUAUUUAACAGAAACAUCAGCGGUGCCCUCUGCUGUUCCGGAAACAACUGGCACAGGUAUUCCAGUGGAGCAGGUUCCACUUCCUCCCAAAAUUGAGGAUGAUAUAACCUUUCAGACUCAGCCCACCUUAGAAAUAUCCACUGAGCUUCCAGAUGUUUUUACAGAAAUAGAGUAUGCAGAACACAGUGAAGGAGAGAAUCUAACAGAUGGUACUGAAGCAAAGCUUCUUCCCACUACCGAACCCUGUGUAGGAGACGGCUGCCCAAGCUCAAGUAAAGGCACACUUGUCACAAUUAUUGUGAUUGUCUUAUGCUUGUUAAUACUGGCCACAGCACUGAUUGUAUGGUACUACAAAAAGCGUCAGCAGAAAAGCUCUACAUACAAAAUGAAUGGCAAAGGUCAAACUAGACAUCAGCAACAAAUUGAAAUGCAAAAAGUCUAAUCUACAUAUGUAUUUUUUCAUACAGGCUACAAAUAAUUUUGAUUGUAAAAUCCUGCUGCCCACUGAAAACUAUAUAAAAAUAGAAGAAGCUGAUAAACAAUAUAGAACUGAGUAAGGCUCUUAUAUUAAGGAACACAUUAAGCAUUACUGUGUGUUUAGUGCUGUUUAACCUGGUUUCAUAUUAUCCAGAGACAUCACUGAUUGACAUUUUGCCUGUGAAUUGUAGUGUAGUUGUUGAUUCCAUAUUAUGGAUGCGUGCUUGACAGAGUGGUACUGAUAACGACUUUCAUACAAUGCAAGACACUAAAUGCUCUUAAUUAUGAUUUCUAAAAUGUGUGUCCUUGAUUUUCUCAAGCAAUACCUGGUCUGAAAUGAAAGCAAGAUAAAGAAAUUUCAUUACAUUUUUACAAAUUGCAAAAAAAAAAAUGUUAAGCAUUUUAGAAAAAAGUAAAGUCAGAAAAUAGUUCAUCUUGUUAAAAUUUAGUUUUGUUUAAAAGUUUGCUUUAAGUGCAAUAGACUGCUAUUUUGACUUGAGGUGCUAAACCAUAUUUAAUAUAAAAUGCACCUAGGGGUGGCUGAUACCUGUGAUGGCUCAACAUAUUUCUGAAAGUGAGGCUUGUGUUUUAAUUAUUUAUACUGCUGGAAGGGUACUGUUAGAAUGCAUGAAUAUUAAAGGACGGAAUAGUACUUAUGCUGUAAAAUGUCACAAACUAGCUCUAAGAAUCUCUGUUUUUACCCUGAAGUGUUUCAGUAUUUGCUGUUUAAUUAAAAGAUGAGUAAUAGCAUCCUGUAGGACACAAAGAGUUAAUGCCUCACUGAGAGAAGCUCUUUUGAGAUUUUGUCAUUGAUGCAUCAUAACUGUCAUUCAACUUUGUGACAUUCACACUGCUUAAGUAGAACCCUACAGAGGCUAUGCAGGACAACAAACUUAUUAAAGUCUCAUACGGCAGACCAAAUGACUGAUUAAAAAUAGCUGGGGAUAUUGGCAUUCUCAUAUGCAAAAAAUGUGGUUUAAUGAAGGAGGUUAUCUGUAUUAGACUCAGCCAUCUUCAGGAAAUGAGAUUCACCAAUCUUCAAUGCAGCCAAGGGGACACAGCAAAAUCUGUCUCUUCAAAUAACUGGACUGCUUUUGUUAACAGGAGGAAGACUGCUAUGAAAGUGAUGAAAAUCAUAUAGUUCCUGUGUGUGAAUGUAUGUUUGUGCAUAUGAGAUUUUGUAAAUGGGCUAGUGACUUUUUGACCUCACAGGUGGGUAUAUAAAUUGCUGGCUACAGGAGCAGUGCUCUCCAGAGAAAAUACGGCAUAUUUUGUGCUUUUAGAAACUAGUCUUCUUUUGAGGAGACUCUAUUGCUGGAUUAGUUUCACUAAGCAUAUUUUAAUGAAUCUCAUUUCAGUGAAACAACCUGCAACCACUUAAAGCAUGCAGUUUGUGUGAAGGCCGAAUGCAUGAAAAACAGGACUUGGCUAAAAUGAGCAUUCAUCAAAAAAUUUCUGUGAGGCAUUAGAUUUGUCCUUGCCAUGAGCUGUAGCAAUGUCAAAGUUGAUUAUCUUAAGUCCAGGGUACAGAGCCCUAAAUAGGGGUUGUAUGAGUCUCCCUAUCACAUAAAGCUAGACCACAUUGAAAAGUUAGUCAAUUUGUGUGUUUUUUUAUUAAAUCAUAUUUGACAGAACUGGCUUUUGAUGAGCUGACAUGAAUCCAGAACCAUUAUCUGUUGAUGAUUUAACUGAUUUGCGUGUCAUAUGGUUUUAUUUCUUCCUGGAUGGAAAAAGAUUAUUCGUAGCUGGUGCCAAAUGCAAUACAGAAGGCUACUUUAAAAUACAUUUCAA